Uncinocarpus reesii 1704 is the source of this 720-nucleotide messenger RNA. RefSeq lists its product as uncharacterized. Gene Ontology annotation, molecular function: RNA binding. Lineage: Eukaryota; Fungi; Ascomycota; Eurotiomycetes; Onygenales; Onygenaceae. The transcript is spliced from 4 exons. Gene Ontology annotation, cellular component: nucleolar ribonuclease P complex. The coding region runs from base 1 to 720 and encodes 239 amino acids. Gene Ontology annotation, biological process: tRNA processing. The record is from RefSeq and is a predicted model, not a curated record.
AUGCUACAAGGCGUUGACCUUGAAAUCAAUCAAGUCACAAGCGUAAAAGAUAGAACUCCUUCCCCGUGUCGGCCUUUCCGCAGGGAGCGAACAGCUGUUUCGCUGCCCACGGUCUUGGCGCAAGGUCACCCUCAUGACGAUUUGCGAAGCUCUCAACAAUGUUUUGACGACUAUUCAAGCUGCAAAAUUCGCAACAUGUUCUACGAUCUAAAUAUCCCAUACAUCCCGAACGACCCAAAUACCCUGGAUAUACUUCAUUUCCUCGCUGAAUUGGGCUAUACCACUGUGGCGUUAUCCCAGUCGAUUUCGACGAAAGUCCCUCCAAAUCAAAAACCGCCAGCUUUGCCCACGAAUAUACCCAAGUCCAUAACCCUGCUUACCCGGCUCAACCUCACCGUGUCUGAUCCGUCGCAAAAUCCACGACUUGUUGCACUAGCACAGUCCUAUUCGCUUCUUGCCAUACGACCAACGAACGAAAAGUCCUUAACACAAGCCUGCAAUAGCCUCGAUUGCGAUAUCAUAUCCCUUGACCUUUCCGUUCGUCUACCUUUCCAUUUUAAGUUCAAGACUCUUUCGGCUGCUAUUUCUCGGGGCGUGCGUUUUGAAAUCUGCUAUGGCCCUGGAGUGACUGGAAGUGGACUGGAAGCCAGAAGGAAUUUGAUAAGCAAUGCCAUUGCUUUACAAAACAAGCUCUUGGUGCCCGAGCUCCUUGGGAUGUAA